Messenger RNA from Hypanus sabinus (Atlantic stingray), 7972 nucleotides. It is a transcript of the gene fzd3a, whose product is annotated as frizzled class receptor 3a. Bases 791 to 2791 code for a protein of 666 amino acids. NCBI's taxonomy places the organism in Eukaryota, Metazoa, Chordata, Chondrichthyes, Myliobatiformes, Dasyatidae. The record is from RefSeq and is a predicted model, not a curated record. Gene Ontology annotation, biological process: non-canonical Wnt signaling pathway; canonical Wnt signaling pathway. The transcript has 9 exons. Gene Ontology annotation, cellular component: plasma membrane. Gene Ontology annotation, molecular function: Wnt receptor activity; Wnt-protein binding.
CGAGCGGUUGCUGAGUGGCCGGGGAUGGAAGGUGAUCGGUGUUGUGUGAACGAGAUACAGCAUGGAUUAGGUCCUUCAAGCUUCAUCAUCCAGCAAACCCCAAUUUAACCCUAAUUGGGGUUAAAUCAUGGGACAAUUUACAAUGACCAGUUAACCUACUCAGUAUGUCUUCAGACUGUGGGAGGAAACCAGAGAACCUGGAGUAAACACAUGCGUUCCAUGGGGAGGAUGUACAGAGACUCUUUAGAGAAGCGCCAGGAUUGAACUCCCAAGUUCUGACUCCCUGAGCUGUCAUGGUGUUGUGCUGUUAUGCUACUGUGGCGUCACAUUCAAUAUUGAGCUCUGAUUCCUAGUAGAUAUGAAGUUCACUAAUAAUGGAGUCAAUAUUGUCAUGGAGGAACCAGAGUUGCCAGCUCUCAAGAAGAUAUGGUACUUCAGGAGGUAUUUCAAAUGUCCUUAAUUGGAGAAGCGAACCUUGUGGUGUGGAAUGAGUACUGUUUGAGAGUGUUUAAUGCUCUGAAAGAGCUAUAUGGAGAUUUUGCCUCACUUCAAAAGUAAACUGUUGAUUACUAAUCUGGAUUUUAAUUGCCUACUGAAGAAUUGUUUUUUGAGGAAGAAAAAGAUGCUAAUUAUUGUACCAGACUAAUUCUAGAAAACCAAGGCAGAAACAGAAAUGGGAACAAAUUUUGUUCAAGCUUGAUUGAGCAAAGAAAAGAGUUCAGAAACCCAAAAUUCAAUUAGCAAACCUGUUUUUCCUCUACUAACGUGCAAAGCAUUGAACUGUGAAGAAAUGGCUGUGAAUAUUACGGUGAUGUUAUUGACGCUGUAUGCACUGUCUACACUCUUCAGACAAGCUGAUGGCCACAGUAUGUUUGCCUGUGAGCCCAUUUCUCUCAGAAUGUGUCGUGACCUGCCUUACAAUAUGACUUUUAUGCCAAAUCUUCUAAAUCAUUAUGACCAACAGUCUGCAGCCCUGGCAAUGGAGCCAUUCCACCCUCUUGUAAACUUGGAAUGUUCCCAAGACCUUCAGCCAUUCCUCUGUGCAAUGUAUGCUCCAAUUUGCACUGAAUAUGGGCGUGUUACUUUGCCAUGCCGUAAGCUGUGUCAACGGGCAUAUGUGGAGUGUCAUAAACUAAUGGAAAUGUUUGGUGUCACGUGGCCUGAAGAGAUGGAGUGUGAAAAGUUUCCAGAUUGUGAUGAAGGGUAUCCACGGCAAGUUGACUCUGUUUUGGAUGGUGACCCCACAGAGGAAGCCCCAAUGGCUGUUCAGAGAGACUAUGGCUUCUGGUGCCCAAGGGAAUUGAAAAUCAAUCCAGAGCUUGGCUACUCCUUCCUUGGGGUCACAGAUUGCUCACCCCCUUGCCCUAAUAUGUAUUUUAGACGUGAAGAACUAUCCUUUGCCAGGUACUUCAUUGGGGUGAUAUCCAUUGUCUGCCUGUCUGCCACACUGUUUACUUUCCUCACGUUCCUCAUUGAUGUGAAACGGUUCCGCUAUCCAGAACGCCCAAUAAUCUUUUAUGCAGUCUGUUACAUGAUGGUUUCCUUGGUGUUUUUUAUUGGCUUUCUUCUUGAGGACACAGUUGCCUGCAACAGAAAUGAUCCUUCUGUUUACAAAGCAUCGACAGUAACACAAGGUUCCCACAAUAAGGCAUGCACUAUACUGUUUAUGGUACUGUACUUCUUCACAAUGGCCGGCUCUGUGUGGUGGGUCAUCCUUACCAUAACAUGGUUUUUAGCUGCUGUUCCCAAAUGGGGCAGUGAGGCAAUAGAGAAGAAAGCCCUGCUGUUCCAUGCAAGUGCCUGGGGGAUCCCAGGAACACUCACCAUCAUCCUCCUUGCCAUGAACAAAAUCGAAGGGGAUAACAUCAGUGGUGUGUGCUUUGUCGGACUAUACAACGUUGAUGCACUACGAUAUUUUGUCCUGGCUCCGUUGUGCCUGUAUGUGGUGGUGGGAGUUUCCUUGUUACUCGCUGGUAUAAUAUCACUGAACCGCGUGCGGAUUGAAAUCCCAUUGGAGAAAGAGAACCAGGACAAGUUGGUGAAGUUCAUGAUCCGUAUUGGUGUGUUCAGCGUUCUCUACCUCGUACCACUCCUUAUUGUGAUUGGAUGCUAUUUUUAUGAGCAAGCAUUCCGUGCUGUUUGGGAGACAACGUGGAUUCAGGAGCGGUGUCGUGAAUACCACAUUCCCUGUCCUUACCAGGUGACACAAGUGAGCCGUCCUGAUCUUAUACUCUUCCUGAUGAAGUACCUGAUGGCUCUGGUGGUUGGCAUCCCAUCCGUGUUCUGGGUUGGCAGCAAGAAAACCUGUUUUGAAUGGGCUAGCUUCUUCCAUGGGCGCAAGAAGAAAGAUUCUGUUAAUGAGAGCCGCCAAGUUCUGCAGGAACCAGAGUUUGCGCAGUCUCUGCUCAGAGAUCCAAACACCCCCAUCAUCCGUAAAUCUCGAGGCACCUCCACCCAAGGAACGUCCACACAUGCCUCUUCCCAGCAAUUGGCCAUGGAUGAUCAGAGGAGCAAGGCUGGCAGUGUCCAUAGUAAGCUCAGCAGUUACCACGGCAGCCUUCACAGGUCUCGCGACGGCAGAUACACACCCUGCAGCUUCAGAGCUCUGGAUGAGCGGUUGGUUCAUGGCAGCCUUCCAAGGCUAAACGACCAGUCACGGCAGAGCAGCCUACACCGCCUCAACGACCAGUCCCGGCACAGCAGUGUCAGAGAUCUGACAAACCCAGCAACACACAUCACCCAUGGCACUAGCAUGAACCGAGUCAUUGAGGAAGACUGCACAAGUGCCUAAGUGUUGCCUCGGCAUCAAAGGCAAAAUGGUUUACAAAGAAAAAUCAAUAAAACUGGAGCCAGAAAGAUCAGCAACCAAACACAAGGAGAUUUCAAAUGGCCGCUUGGAGAAACUUGUUUGGAAGUAUAACAACUGUUGUAAAUUUCAAAGGGAAGGAAGAUUACAAGCUGGUGGACUUAUUCUCAACAUUGUUCAUAAAAAUCCAAGAAUAGGAAUAUUGAAAACACUCAGUUUUUAUAGCCUUGUUAGGACAUCUUUACAUAUGUAUUCUUGAUGCAGAAAUUGAGAGUAAAGACAUUGACCAAUACCCCAUUUUGGAAGAAAAAAGGGUAAAUGUUUGGAUUCUCUUUUGUUUAUAGCUGAACUGGAAAGACAGUAGCAUAUCUGUUGGUUUUCAAGGUACACAUCUCAAACAGACAGAAUCCUAUUGUUGAAAAUAGGAUUUAUUAUAAAUAUCAAAUCAUGUAAUAUUGUGUAGAAGUAUGUUGCAUUUACUUGAAAUAAGCUUGGUUUUGGGAAGGGGCUAGUGCAAGAUCCAUAGCCACUAUUCAUGUCAGGUCAUUGCAAUGCUACCUCAUGGCAUCCUGUCUUAAUUUUUUUGGAGAGGAAUCAUCAUUCAGCUAUUUGGGCCAAUUUAUUAAUCACAGCAUUACUUUAUUGAUUAACUUGUGCAUUGCACUUGAUGGGUGUUGGGCAGAUUGGUUUGUGAACUGAUGUUAGGUGCAUGAUGUUACUGCAGCAGAUUGAUGACUUAAUGUCAUAAUUAUAUUGAUAUAACAGGUUGGUUACCUGCACCAGAUACUAGGGUUCCAGUAAUCUAUGGUAAUACUUGAUCUAAUGGCCACCACCAUUUCUGAAUCCCGGCUUUAAAAUAACAUCUGGAUGAAUGGAUUCUGCAUCUGCUGGGAUUGGGAUCUUCAUCUCCACUGGUUAGUAGCAACUUUGGGUUUAUUAGGUUUACUACCUUGUUGAUCUUUUCCAAACCAAGUUUAAUCUUCAAUUGCAGCUUCUCUGGAAUGAAUUCAGACAAGGUUUUAAAAAGUAAAAUCUGUUUAAGGUCUUGCAAUUUUCUCUCCUGUUGACCAGUUAACUGAGCCAUAGUUCAAGGAAGUGCUUUCAAAUAUUUAUCAGUAUUUUCACAAAGGUGCUAGCUAUAUAAUUAAACCAUAACCCUGCUUUGUAACCUAAACUUUUCUCAUUGUAAAUGACACUGCAUAGCUCAGUGACAGGUCUCCUAUUUCUGAUUCUGAAAGAUUAAGCCCUACUCCGGGGUCUGCACUAAUCUGGAAUAUCAUUGCUGACUGCUGGUUUGGUAAUGGUUCCACCUUUAGCAUGAGACAUCAGUCCAGAGCUCCAUCUGCUUUCUCAUCUUGGCCAAAAAUUCUGGCCGAUGCUUGGUCUCCUCGUCUAUUAUAUAGUUGUAUGCAAAAUAUUGUUGCAAUUCUUAUAUUGCAACAGUGGCUACCGUUUCAGGAAUAUUUAUUUUAUUUUAUGGCAUUGAGGUUGUGGAGGCAUCAUGUAUGUGCAAGUUUAUUUCUUUCUAGGUAGACUAAUGGUCUUAAUUUUAAAAGUGUGGUUAAUGUACUGUAGUGAAACAACCAAGAAGUAUCUCAUCAAGAUCUGAGGCUAUCACUUGUGUUGUGAUCUGGGCGAGAUACUGGUGUCUCCUGCAAUUAUAAUUCCUCCAUAUUUCUGAGGGGAUAGUUAACCUUGGAUGAGUUGAGGAUUUGUUCAUAAUAUAUUUAGGAGAGAGAGUCGCAGAUAUAGUUAGCUUUAUCAGGGCACUUAAUCUGAAGCUAGAGGGCUCUUAAUGGUUUUGACAUUCUUAAUUCUCCCUUCAUGUGUUUGUCCAGAAUCAGUGUUCCUUUCAGCUUAUCUGAAAUCCAAAUUCUGUAGUUCAUGGCAUUCCCAAAAGAAUCUUCUCAGUUUCAUCUACUUGUGUUUCCUCCUCCCAGUCAGAGUAAGGAUGGAGGUUCCCCACUAUCAGCUUCUGUAUUUCCAUGAAUAAUAUUGUGUAGCUUCCACCACACAACUUCCUCUGCCCUUCCAGCUUAGCACUGCAAAGGGACCAAUGUUUCUGUAACUUUAUAGUUUGCCCAACCAUCUCCACUCCUUGUAGCACUUUUCCAUUGCUGCAUGAGAUAAAACACCUGUUCUUUCCCUCAUCCUAUCCUGCCCACCAGGAACCCAAACUGUCUUCCGAAGAGAAGCCACAGUUCCCAUGCAUCUCCAAUUUAAUGUAUUGCCAUCAGUGGUCACGUUAUGGCGCGUGGCUAAGUGGUUAAAGCAUUGGACUAUUGAUUUGAAGGUCGUGAGUUCGAGCCCCAGCUGAUGCAGCCUGUUGUGUCCUUGAGAAGGCACUCCAGUCCACCCAGCUGAAAAUGGGUACCGACAAAAUGCUGGGGGUUAACCUCGUGUCCUAUCUGGGGGGGGGGAGGGGAGGGAACUCUCGUACUCUCAGUCGCUUCAUGCCAUGGAAACCAACAUAAGCAGCAGCCUGAUGAGCAUAUAAGGCUCGGGACAGACUUUAACAUAAGUGCUCAGAGUAGCUCACCUACUUUGGAAAGACUGAACAGAGAUUGGAUAACUUUGCAGAACACCUCAAUUAAAUUCAAGGUGAAUCUGAAAUCAAAUUACUGGAGGAACUCAACAGGUCAGGCAGCAUUUAUGGAGAGGAAUAAAUAUUUGACAUUUUGGGCCAUGACAUUUCAACAGGACUCAGCCACCUGUUGCUUCAAUUCUCCAUCUUAGUCCAAACCUGCUCUCUCUUUGCCCUCUGAUGCUUUAACAGUGUAAGUUAAAGGAACAAUUUGUCAGCUUCCAGGUGGCACAUGGGGCUCUCUGGAUUUGAUAUUGAAUCUAGCAGUUUCAGUUAACUAACUGACCUGUUCUAAAGUAAAAUCAUCCUCCAAAAAGUUUUUUUUUUCCUGCAUACCUUUGUUUUAAUUUCCAGCAAUGAGUAUGUCACAAUUCCAGCAUGUUGUUUUGUUUUUUCUUUUAUAUUCAUUGAUCUAUUAACACCACUCCAUUCCCCCAGCAACUUAAAAUACACUUAAUUCUGAAACAUUUUCAGUUCUGACAAAGGGUUUUUAACUUGAGUUAUUAGCUCUGUUUUUCUAUUUCUACACAAGCUGCCUGACGUACUGAGCCUCCAACCUGAUAGCAUGAACAUUGAUUUCUCUAAUUUCCUUUAAUUACUUCUCCCACUUCUCUCUUUUUCCAUUCCCCAUUCUGGCUCCCCUCUUAUUCUUCCUUACCUUUCUGCAAUGAUCUACUCUCCCUUCCUAUCAGAUACUAACCUUAAGCUCUGUACCUUUUCCACCUAUCCUCUCCUAGCUUCUUACUUAAUCCCCCCUCCCUUCCUGCCCCCCAUCUUAUUCUGGCUUCUCCAUCCUUUCCAGUCCUGAUGAAGAGACUCAGCCUGAAACAUCAACUGUUAAGUCUGCUCCAUAGAUGCUGCCACCCUACUGAGUUCCUCCAGAAUUUUACGUGUAUCGAGAAUGCACUGUUUAGUUUUGAGCUGAAGUCAAAUCAGUGUUCAAGAAAAAGAUUUUCUUUAAGGUUACUGGAGAUCUGAUUUCUCCUUUAAUGGCAAAGGCUGAAUAGCAACAUUUUUAUUUCGUCAGUGACCUGAACUCAUGAAAAUGUUUCUUCCAUUGCUUUUCAAGGGCAAUUUCUUCCUCCUACUUUUCCCAAGUUAAUGUUACUUUAUUACCACUGUGAUCACAAGAUCUUUAUUUUUCAUUUAGCAAUACAGCGCAGAAUAGACCUUUCCAGCCCUUCAAGUCACACUGCUCAGCAACCCCAAAUUAAACCUAACCUAAUCACAGGACAAUUUACACUGAGCAAUUAACCUACUAACCAGUACAUCUUUGAACUGUGGGAGGAAAGUGGAACACCCAGAGAAAACGCACAUUCCGAGAGGAAGUCCUUGCAGCAGACACUGGAAUUGAACUCUGACACUCCAAGCUCUAACAGUGUUGCGCUAACCGCUACGUUCUCAUGGCACCCAGCUCAUAAGAUCCUGUUUUCUUUCAUGACCAGGUGAUUAACUUAAUAAAGCUGUCCCAUCUAUAUAAAUGUGCCCAAGAAAUUGUACUAACCACUCUCAUCCAAGAUAGGCACCAUAUGCAGAAAUCCUUCGCUCUUCUAGUGUCUCCCAUCCCAACUUUUGUUUCAUUGAUAAUUUUUCUUUGCCCCAAAGGUAGGGUUCUAAACAGGAUCCUAACAAAUCAAGGCUUGAUAUAUUUAACAGACAUAUAAAUGAAAAGGCACAGUAUUUCAAAAUCUUAGAAUUUCAAAAGGGAACUAUCAAAAGGACUUGAAAGACAGUUGGACAGGUAAAUAUGAAAAGCUUUGAGGAAUGUGGGCAAAUGGGACUGGCAUCUAGAUUGACAUGAAUGAGUUGGGCUGAAGGGCCUGUUACUGUGCUGUCACUGUAUGAUUCACUGGAGAAGUUGUUCCUAAUCAUUCCUCACAAUUUAAAUCUGAUCAAGCUUUCAUGAAAACACUCCAAUGAAUUUGGAACUCUGAAACAUGCUGUAUUGCUCUAUCAUUUGGUGAACUGAUAGACUUGGGCUGAAAACAAUAGCUGGGAUUAACUAAUUGUGCCACAAAUUGCAUCUUCAGCACUGAGUGGCUCCCUUGGAAAGCAGUGUGCUGCAUCUGUCCUGAUCAUCCUGUGAAGUUGAAUCAAUAAAGGAGGGGAACUGUAUUUUAUCAAUUUUGUAAUGGGUGCAUAUCUUCCUCCACAUCUGCAACAGUUGUGACAACCCACCUAUUCUAAGGCAUCAUCAAAACUCCAGGCCAACAUAAAUUGCGGUCACCACUACCAUCUUGCCAGCGGUUUGUUCCAGGUUUGGGUUGCUAACACUGGUGGUGGCUAUGCUGGGUUUAUGAAAAGCUUUUCAUCUGUCGUAAGCAUUUUGUGCAUCACCUGAGACUGUUCACAAUAAAAUGCAAAGAAAGGCAACAUUAACUUGCACUCACCCCAUAAAGAACUUAUUUGUUUACUAUAGAAUUGUGGCUGGAUGUAUAGUUUGGUAACGUGUCUUGCCCCCACCCACCCCACUCCCCAGGUUUAGCACUUUAACUGAGUGUAUAGCUGUUGUGCAGUAGGUGUAAAUUAGAUUAUUUUUAGAGAGCAGUAGAUUUUUAAUAAAAAUAAAUGAUUUCCCUGUG